UAUAAAACACUGCGUACGCACACCUGUACGCAAUCUUUGCUUUAUAAAUCACAUACUGACUAUAAUUGUGCGCAGCUGAAUCAGCUUCACGUUCCGCCCUCUACACGCCCCUUUUUAACCAUAAAUGGUCAAUGCAAAUGACCUCAUGAAUGCGAUCUGCAUAUAAAACAGACUCAGAUGCCGGUAUUAUGUCUUGUUGGAAACAAUGGCAGAAGUACUGAGAAAAUCAAAAAAGCGAUAUUUCACGGAGGUUGAAGUGGAGACACUUGUGGGUGAGAUGGAGGCCCGAAAGGUAGUUUUGUUCGGCGGUCACGGGAUUGGAAUCGCCAACAACAAAAAGCAGAGUGAGUGGCAACAUGUUGCUGCAGCAGUGAACUCUGUCAGUAGCACGGAGCGCACAGUCCCAGAAUUAAAAAAGAAGUGGUCUGACAUAGAGUUACAUAUUUUUAUGUAGCCUACCAAUAAAUCGUUAUGGUCCCUAAAUACCCUCUCCCUCCGAAUCCUGCAUGGUCCGCCAGAAGUGCCAUAUGGUGCAGCAUUACCACGGCGCUCACCUCUGUAUUUAUAGGGUUACGGUAAUAAGACUGACGAGAACGCCUUGGAUAAUCAGUUUGUAAUUACCCACGUAAAAUGUUCUUGAACAUAACCCCUUUUUAAUGCCUGAUUUGUCAUGAAAAGCAUAACGGACAACGAUUGUGAUGAGUGUGGCUUGGUUUUUCACACUUGGGAUUUAAUUGACAUUUGAUCAUGUGUUUACAGUGUCACAUAAAAAUAUUAUGUUAUUGACACAUGUUGGACAGAUGCUUUAUUCCAUGCAGUCGCGCCGUCAGUGGACAGUAUGGAGUGACGGGAUUAAAUAUAGAGAAUUUCUUUUUAUUUCUAUUCUAAGGAGAUAUUUCUGGAGUUAUAACUGAGAAAUAACGCAGUGGACUUAAAUUAACACAUGAUACGGGUUGAAAUUAAAUUGAUGAAGGGCGAUGAUAAAACAUAAUCGUUCUUCUCACUCUGCAAUUCUUCGGUCUGACUUCAGUUCACCACCACACCGUCUGUGUCGCCAGUUCUCCUUUUCCUCCAAAUCAUGCGUACGCAUGGGUCAGAGUUUGCUUAGGGCUGCGCACAUUUUCCCGUCAAGUUGGUUUUUUAUGGAUCACAACCUUGGCGUGAAAAGUCACGUACGCAACUUUCAGCCCCGUUUUGUGCGUACGCAACGGUUAUAAAUGAGACCCCAGGCCAUUAGGGGCAGAGGAAGUAGAGGUGGAAGACGGGGAGCAAGAGGCACUGGACGAGCGGGAAGAAGCAGGAGACGCGGGGCUGCAGUAAACCUGGGGCAGGAUGAUGUACUGCGAGUGGAGAACCUGCAAGCUCUAAGGAUAGCAGAUGAGCAGGCAAGAAUUCAAAGUCUGGAUCUGCAAAUGUCGCAUCAUUUGCUCCAGCACUGCCUGACACGCGACCCCAGCCUCAUGUUCGACCUGCUCACCAUGUCAUCCACAGAUCCUCCUCCAUCAGGCCCUCAAGUGAGAGAUAAACCCACCUGGUGCAUCUGCCACAACUGCAGGGAAAUGCCGACGGACGUGGAGCGCAAGUGCUGUGGGCAACAACCUCACUCAUGUAUAGCAAUGCUGCCCCACAUCGAGGCAUACAUUCUGCAAGAGGGGCACCUGCGCCUUGCAAUCAGAAUCUGGAACGAUGUGCGGGCUUUGGGUGACCUUCCAGACCCAGGGGAAAGCAAGAAACAAUUUCGCUAUGCUGCAUACCGACAGUUUGUUGUGUGGCAAUAUGGGGCACUGGGAGCAGGGAACAGAGUGGUCCUACCCAGUUGCUGUGUGUGGAAGAUAAGAGACCGCUUUCCAGAUCCACACGGACAAUAUAAAGGCUUCAGUUUAUUUGUAUCUGUGUGAACGUUUUUUAUAUAAUGUACAUCGUUUUUAUUUAUAUUUUUUCCCCAGGAGUAAUUAAAAAUGCAGAGUCCUUUUGUUUUUAUAUUGUUUGAAUAAAAAAAGGAAAAUUACUUUGGUGGUGACGUGGUGAAGGACCCCAGCCCACAUAUCCUAAGGAAAAAUGUAUAAAUGAGUAAUGACGUCAGUAAGAAAUCAAACCAAGCUUGCGCAAAAACUAUUCAACAAAAGGGUCAGACCCAGAUAAAUAUUAUACCAUAACACUUACAAAGAAGUCUUCAUAAUUGUCUGAAGUCUUGCAACAGUACCAAAAGUGGUUACAGAUGUCCCUGUUCCAGGUCUGUAGAAUGGUACACUGUCUUUGCUGUCCGGCCUUCACACACAAAACAAAAUAAUGGUAGGAUGUCAACUUGGUGUAUGAAAAUACAGUGGAGUCUAGCCGAUUAAAAAUAAGCUUUAUCUAUCAAAAGAGGAAUCAUAAACUUACUGCAUGAAUUUUCUUUCCCAAGCCUUUUGACCCAUGCCACAUGUCCAGGGUGUCUUUCACCCCACUGUCUUUAUAUAUCCCUUUGUCUGUAGGACAAAAUAAGUCAUAGAAUAUAUAGGCAAUGUGAAAAUCAAUUUCCAAACAUAGAAAAUUAUAAGUGAUGAAUGUGGUCUGAGAGUGCAUGCAUAAAUAAAGAUUUGUACAAUUACCCCUGUAAUGAUAAAUAAUCUCACAGCUUCACUAUACGUUUGAACAAGCAAACUAAGACACAGAUCAUGCUUUAAGUAAUAAUAAUAAUACAUUUUAUUUAUAAUGCACUUUAUAUUCAAGAAUCUCAAAGUGCUUCAGAGAAAAAAAUACCAAAAAACUAUCAAAAAAAGG
This is a messenger RNA of Gadus chalcogrammus (walleye pollock), 2763 nucleotides long. RefSeq names its product P2X purinoceptor 7-like. Gene Ontology annotation, cellular component: membrane. The transcript has 2 exons. Gene Ontology annotation, biological process: monoatomic ion transport. Bases 1218 to 1898 code for a protein of 226 amino acids. NCBI's taxonomy places the organism in Eukaryota, Metazoa, Chordata, Actinopteri, Gadiformes, Gadidae. The record is from RefSeq and is a predicted model, not a curated record. Gene Ontology annotation, molecular function: purinergic nucleotide receptor activity; ATP binding; monoatomic ion channel activity.